Messenger RNA from Galleria mellonella (greater wax moth), 2260 nucleotides. RefSeq lists its product as uncharacterized. The transcript is spliced from 5 exons. Lineage: Eukaryota; Metazoa; Arthropoda; Insecta; Lepidoptera; Pyralidae. The record is from RefSeq and is a predicted model, not a curated record. Bases 354 to 2003 code for a protein of 549 amino acids.
AGAAACGAAUAAACGUGGAACGUGGUCGUGUUUCCAAACGGAGCAUUCGACCGCCAACUCUCGCGUAUAUUGCACGUAUCUACUGAACGCUCCCGCCAGCGAAACUUUACUCGCACAUUUCGAUAAAACGUGAAUGAAGUGCUGUUUUUGAACGUUUUUAUUUAAAUACUUUCUUUCGUCUGACAGUUUUGUUUUGUGUUGGUUAUUUUUGUUUGUUUUGUGACUGCACAUUGGAGGUGUUCCGAUUAUUUUCAAUUCUGCCAACUGUUUACGGGUUACGCCGGACGAGAGAUCCCGCCCGUUAUAAUGUGAUCGGCGCACGACGACGCGCGUCUCUCCUCAAGGUGUUUGCGAUGUGGUACACGUGGACGUUAUUGCUGGUGUCGUGUGCACUGGUGAAAGCGGACGUCGCGACGGGAGUGGAGACGUCCGAACCGGUGACCACCAUCGGUUCCACAACCCUUCAGCCCGCCGAAACCGAAUCAACAACUGUCUCAAUAAUAGAGGAAUCCUAUGGCACUACAAUAGAAAACUUUGAUCAAGAAGCAGCAGCGGCGAAACCUGUAACUACUACCCGCCCGCCACCUCUUACCCUCGACCGGCAAGCAGGAGAACUCGCUUGGCGAUCUUGGCUUCAAAGUCCUGAGAGCGGAAACCAGAAUGCACCGCCAAGGAGAAUCAUAACCAAAUCCUUAUUUAUCACGCCUCUUGUAUGCCCCAAAGGACAACGGCUCGAUCGCAAUGGUUGUGUUCAGGUCAUGACCGUAAACAAAGACGAACAUGAACGGAUUCUUCUCGAACAACUGAACGCACUAUUCCCAUCAGUUUCUAACGGAGACGUAUUAUACGACUACGAUGAUGACGAGCCCGGACCACUGCAACUCUCUAUACCCAUCGGUUUAGAUCCUCAAGCAGCGCCACUACAAAGUCAAGAGCCAUCUGCGCAGGCUCAAGAUCUUCAACCAAGCUAUGUACAAAUUGAUAAAAAGGAUAAUACUACCUCCAACGGUGAAGUCAGUAUAGAAGCUGAAUUAGAACUUUUAAAACUUCAAAAUUCUAACAACUCUGCUACAGAUGGCACCGACGUAUUGAACCAUAAUGUUAUGAAUAAUUUACUGGCUCUCGCGGAUAAACCAAAACGAGACAGUCCCGUUAACAAGUCAACUGUUCCAGCACCCAAUGCCACAGACGAAGGACAAAAAGAAUUAGUUUACGGACAUGUCAAUGUAGAUCCUGUUCUUUAUGGCGCAGAAAAUGCAAAUCAACACACUAUGAAUAAUGGACAAUUGGUAGUAUACAAUAAAACAUCAAUAAAUAUCGACAACAUCAACACAAAUUCAUCAAGCCAAGAGCUCAAGACAGAUUUGGAAGGAACUACUAAACUUAACCCAGAGAAUGAUUACUCGGACAUUGGAGAAGCAAUUAAACUUAUAAGCCGUUAUGCUGAAGUAACCACAGAUGACAACUUCUCGAAAAAUCAAAAAAAAUACGCUAUAAAAGAUGACGGCAUACUGGGCACCCGUACAAAACUACAACAUCGGCGUAACAGACCGAAACCAGACACCGUGCAAGCACGUGUGCCGCCUGAAUUAAUUUCCAAAGAUAAAAUACCUCUUCAUGUUGGUUUACCUAAAACUGAAUCGUAUUACCGUUAUCCAUGGAUAGGCCAACAUUCGCCAACUCCACCUCCAGACUAUCCAUUCCGGCACUUGCAAGAUUACUGGCCCGGCCGAACCCAGGUCGGAGGAGUGUAUAAUAUUCACGAGAAUCCAAGACGCCAUCAUCAUUCAUAUCCGCACUACUUUAAACCUCGUGGAUACUAUGUGGGCAACGGCGCAAUCUAUAAUGGACAAGACAAUCGUUCUGGUCCCCUUCAGUUUUAUCCCCACAUGGUAACCCAACGUCAUGCAAUUCCAAUGCAACCCCGCGUCAAUAACCAGGACCUCUACAGCCUCCUCGGUUUGAGGCAUUGGUUCAGCAGUGAAGGCACAUCAAAAAGAUAGCUGUUUUUUUCACAACUAGACAAUUCGAUGUUACCCGACGACGUAUAAUGGAAGCUAUGGGAAAUAAUGAAUAUAGCAUGUAAAAGCUUUACAGCUAAUUUAGCUUUCAACUAAUAGCAAUUAGGUUUAGUUUCAAAAAUGUAUAAGAGCUCUUUGUACUUAUUUUUUUAUCUAGGUACCUACCUUUCAUUUCUGUCCAUAGCUUUCAAUAUAUUAGCCUAUUUAUUUCAAAGCCAAAUACUAGAGUCAUAAUUAAG